This is a messenger RNA of Gongylonema pulchrum, 537 nucleotides long. The record is from the annotation of a GenBank genome assembly. Lineage: Eukaryota; Metazoa; Nematoda; Chromadorea; Rhabditida; Gongylonematidae.
AUGAGCCCAAUCAUUGCAGAUAUCUCGGAUACGUCAGAUGUUGCAGUAACGUCAAAUCCAGUUAUCAAGGCAAUAUGCCCCAGUGAGGGAUGGACGCAGGGCGGCACUCCGGUAAUCAUUAUUGGCGAAAACUUCUUCGAGGGCCUCCAAGUCGCAUUCGGCCCCACUACUGUUUGGAGCGAAUCCGUGCAAAUUAUCACGCCGCAUGCGAUGCGCGUCACAACACCGCCACGGCACAUGCCUGGAGUUGUCGAAGUUACAUUAACAUACAAAUCAAAGCAGUUGAACCGGGGCAGUUCCGGACGAUUUGUCUAUGUUUCUCUUUCGGAGCCCAAUAUUGAUUUCGGUUUUCAACGACUCCAAAAACUGCUGCCAAAGUAUCCUGGUGAUCCGGAGAGGUUACCGAAGGAGCUCAUACUGAAAAGGGCUGCAGAACUUGCAGAGGCAUUAUAUAACAGGUAUUUUAAACGUGCUUUUCGAUUUGCUUUGAAGGCAACAGCUUGCUGCAUCUUUUUUUACUUACUUGUUUUGCUUUAA